Schistocerca cancellata (South American locust) is the source of this 6242-nucleotide messenger RNA. RefSeq lists its product as uncharacterized. Lineage: Eukaryota; Metazoa; Arthropoda; Insecta; Orthoptera; Acrididae. The transcript has 12 exons. Gene Ontology annotation, molecular function: phosphoprotein phosphatase activity. The record is from RefSeq and is a predicted model, not a curated record. Bases 1625 to 3124 code for a protein of 499 amino acids.
UUCCUUUAUUGGAUAAACGCUGUCAUUGGCGUCAUAAGUAUUGACAGUGGCUAGCUUGAUUUUAGUUACGGUUUUGCCCGCUGAUUGUUUUUAAAUUCAAUUUUUGUUUAUGAUUACUCCCGUUUUCGUUCAGAAACAGCUCGAGCCUCUCUUCUGUGUGUCGCGAAUUAGAUAUGAAUGUAAUAAACACAAUAGGGGAAAAGAUACUCAGUAUUUUUAAGAAUUAAACUUCUCAGUGACAGCGUAAGCGCAAUAUUUGUAGUCAACGUAAACUACGGAUAAUAUGUUUUUAAUACUACUAUUUUGCCGUUGAUUUCUACAAUCCAUCACAAUUGUGUUUGUACUUUACAUCCAUUAGUUGAAUUAUUACUGUCAGCGAAAUGAAUCGCAAUAUAGCGUACCUUCAAUACAGAAGUAUACUUUGCAGGCAGUUUCAUUUAAGGGUGGUGACAGUAUUGGCCGAAUAAUUAUUCACCUUGAUUCGGUUAUUUUAGAGUACGUCUGGGUUGUUAUGCUUGUUCUGCGAUUUUCUUUGGGAAAACUCAAAAUAUUUUUUCGUGAGAUUGAUAUAUGUUUUGCUUCUGUGUAGCGGAGUAGAACUGUUAGUAAACACGUUUGUUUUGGACUUAACAUAGAACACUUCUAUACAGGACAAGAUCUGUAAAUUAGUUUUUGAUUUUGUUGUUACUAUGAAGGACCUUUCGGCGCCAAUUAGUCGUAUACUGUUUGGAGGGGGGCGGGGGCGGCGGCGGCUAAGUAAAUGUUUGAGCAGCAGUACAAGCAGUUGUUGAUUCAGCAAUGACACAUUGAUGUAAUAUGGCAGUCACACAGUUUAUUUUAUUUUUAAUCGAUCUGGCUGCAGUAUAUUUAGAUUAUUUACGCAGUCCAGAAAUCAAAAGGAAAGCUACAGAACUUGCAGACUUCUCUUCGUGACAUGUGACUAACACAAAUUUUUAGUGCUAAUUUGUGUUUCUAUUGAAGAUAGAAGUUUCAUCUUACAGAAAAUUAUAUUUGUAGAGACUGUGAAGAACAGCUGUUAAUGAGAUAGUUCCAUGUUAUAUUCUUGUGAUUCGUAUGCUAUACCGCCGUUAAUGUUUUUCAUCGGCCGAUAUGAUUACUAAGACACGAGUUUGUCGCGCUUUCAUAUUAUUAAAUUUAAUGUUGGGAACAUGGGAGAGGAUUGUUUUAAGUUAUUGGUUUUGUUAACAGUAACCAUGCACUCUUUUCUGAGAGCUUUAUAUGCAUUUGCAUAUGGAAACCCUGUAACACAGUCGUUACGGAAUUUCCGCGCUGAGUUCCGUCGAUCGAAGGGUGCUAUGGUGGAGACAAGCGAAAGCUUGUCUGUGACGGCCCGGGGUCGGUUGCCACUCGGGUGUACGCGGUGUUUCUGAACUUCCUCUGAUGGCCACCGUGAUCGCUGUGGAGUCCUAGAGCUGGUACAGAGUAGGAACGAAUAGAAGCCACGUGAUGGUAUAUAUCAAAAAUCAGAAUUAAAUACAUGAAUUGGAAGCUGAUAUGUGGGCGUCGAGUCGUACAUUCUUGCAUAUACAACUCCUGAGACUGGAAUAGAAUGCAUUAGGCCAACGGCUGCAGGGCUUGGAGGUGCGAACCACGGUGGCCAAGCAUGUGGCUCCGCAGUGAGCAGCGUGAACGAAGGGCUGUUGCUGUGUCCACACGUGGUGGUCGCAUCACACGACGACGCACAAAUCUGCUCAAAGAGACGUGUCGAGAAAAUGUCCUGCAAGUGAAUGGCCACAAUACUGGAAUACCUACAGUGCGUGAAGCAAAUGUGCGUCGUACACGCCGCUUGAGUGUGACUAGUGACCAACUGAUUUCUUCAGCACCUCCAAUGCGACACAUCAAAAGUGAUGCCAAAGAUACAUUGGUGACUGUUUCCAAACUGAGUGAGGAGACAAAAGAGAACUGGCAAGCCACAGUUGUCCCCAAUGAUGACCAGAUUCCAGUUUACAAUGCAGUAUUUGAAGGCCAUCAUCCAUAUGAAGGCAGUCCACCACCAGAACCAGAAGAGCUUCCCAUGUCCGUAGACAGAGAGGAUGAUUUGGGUUCUGUCACUGCACCAGAUCUUGCCAGUUUAUUAGAGGAAGAGGAUGCCAAGCGAGAAAAUGAGUUAUUAUCUGGGCUACACUGCAGCUACCCAACCACAGUGGACCAGGCGUGUGACACAUCUUGUGACUUCCCAACCACAGUGGACCAAGCAUGUGACACAUCUUGUGACUUCCCAACCACAGUGGAUCAGGGAUGUGACACCUCUUGUGACUUCCCAACCACAGUGGAUCAAGGAUGUGACACAUCCUGCGACUUCCCAACCACAGUGGAUGAGGGAUGUGAAGCAUCUGUCGGUUAUUAUGAGGAACGAGGUGGUGAUUUGUUGGAGACAACUUCAGUGGCUGAUCCUCCUCCUCCUACUGUUGUGGCUGAACCCAGCCCCACCACAGUCACGGAGACAGAGGAAGAAUGGGAGCCAUUUGACCCCUAUGUGUUUAUCAAGCAGCUGCCACCACUGACAGUGGAUAUGCGCGCACGUUGUCCUGCCCUUCCUCUGAAGACAAGAAGCAGUCCUGAGUUUUCACUUGUCUUGGAUCUGGAUGAAACUCUAGUGCAUUGCAGCCUGCAAGAAUUAGAGGAUGCAUCGUUCAGUUUCCCUGUGGUUUUCCAGGAGAACAGUUACACUGUUUAUGUGAGAACCAGACCAUUCUUUAGGGAAUUUUUGGAUAAAGUGUCAUCUAUGUUUGAAGUUAUCCUCUUUACUGCAUCAAAGAAGGUGUAUGCUGACAAGCUCCUAAAUCUUCUAGAUCCAUUUAGAAGAUGGAUAAGGCACAGACUGUUCCGGGAACAUUGCAUUUGUGUUAAUGGAAAUUACAUAAAGGAUUUAUCUAUACUGGGCAGAGACUUAUCAAAGACAAUCAUUGUGGAUAAUUCACCACAGGCAUUUGGCUACCAGUUGGAGAAUGGUAUACCAAUAGAAAGCUGGUUUGUUGAUCGAACAGAUACAGAGCUUAUGAAACUUUUGCCAUUCUUGGAAAAACUGGUUCAUAUGAGAGAAGAUGUCCGGCCGCACAUCAGAGAGAAGUUCAAAUUAUUUAGUUAUUUACCACCUGAUUAGGAUCUAUCAUUUUUAUAAUAAAUGACUUCUAUAUUAUUUGUUGUUUAUAUUUUUAUUUUAUGUGUAUACAAAAUGUAAGUUAAAAUGUGCUUUUAGUUUAUAUUGUUUCUACAUCUGUCCAAAUUGUAGUACAAUUUCAUAUAAUUAUGUAUGCUAUUUAUUGUAGCAAUCCUGUUUCUUGCUCUGUCAUUAUAAGUAUUUGUAAAAAAAGUAUUGUUGGCUGAAUGAGCAAUGUCCGGAAGCAACGCAGUUUUAAAUGUAGAAUAUUAGAUUUUUAGUUUUAGUUCCAUAUUCAUUUUAAAAUAUAAUGUGUUUUAUCUUUACAGAUAAUAGCAUAGUAUCACAGUGAAAAUCACGAUUGAAAUACUGUUUCCACUCCAUGUUUUAUAACAAGUGGGAUUUUACAUGUUACUUUGUUUUUAUUGGACUAGUGGUUUUUGGAAAACCUACAGUGUUUGUUAUCAGUUGUUUUAAUGAAGUGAAACAGUGUGUGGCAAUAGUAAGUCCUUUUGCUGAAACUGCCAGUUUUUUAAGUGAUUCACAUUCUUUUGAAUGAUAUUUUUAGUCCAAAAGAAAUAAGCAUUAUUUUAAAAGAAACAAAUUUUAAUUGCUUUUAUUUUGUUAUUUAAUUUUUAACCUGAAUUGGUUCACUAUUUUACAAAUGGAAGCACAAAUAUAUGUGAUUUUUUUAAAAUUCCUUUUAUAAGAAUUGCAGACACUUUUAUCAGGAAGGUAAAACUUGUGUAGUCACAAGGAUACGAAGAAGUAUCUGUUAAUUUGGUGUUCAGUCCAAAUGUUUACUUUUCCUAUUUGUGAUGACCUUGUUUCAGAAAAUGAAACUAUCUUAGUGUGAACAGAGUUGUUUUAUGAUGUGUACAAGCUGUGAAAGAUGUAUGUCCUUGUUGUCAGUUCAUUUGAUGUGUACAUGUUUCUGGUGUUCAAAACCAAUUUUUUUUUUUUUUUUGAAAAAUUUUGUGUUUCCUGUUUGUAUUUAUCUUUGAUGUAAGUGUUUGUCAAAACUGGUAAAUUGUUGUGGUCAGAACCACACAGAGAAAUGCAAUAUGACAGCUUUUGUGAAGGCUUAUUUAAUAGUCGAAAAUAUUAUGUAUGUCAGCCAUGAAUGCAACCAUUACUUAAUUUGAGGUUUACACGUAAAAAGAAAUUAUCAUCACAGAUUUUACUUAGUGUGUUGGAUGGUUGUGUGUUUUAUGAGAUUUAUGGGGAGAAAAUGUUAUUUUAGUUGUCAUUUUCCUUCAAACUAGGCUCACGUGAAGAAACUGUAAUGGGGAAAGUACAAGAUUAUCUGUCCAUUAUUGAUCAUCCUUUGCCAAUUUUACCUUGACUUAAGUAGUGUUAGCAUUUGCUUCUUAACACACACACUUCAGUAUUGAAUUUAAUUAGGUAUUUCCAUAAGCAGUUGUAGAAUAACAUCUAGAUGGGUGACAUGUAAUUUUGCAGUAAGAAGCUUGAGCACUCUUUAAAAUGUUAUUUAAGUUGUAAUAUGAAGUAAUUUAAAUAUGAGGAAAAUAUUUCAGCCUCUGGUAAUCUGGAAUUGACCACACAGUUUAAUCAUUAUCUUUUUCAUUACUAGGGAAAUGUUUCCCUUCAUACUGUUUUUAUCAUAUGGAGAAGACUCUGUUUAUCAUUUCAGAAAUAAGUAUGGAAUAUAAAUCUCAGACCUUUCAUUUAAUCUUUGGAAAAAUAACUGUUGUCAAAGAAAAAUAAUUUUUGUGUCUUGUUUGUAUUGUAAAAAAUACAAAUGAUAUAUAAAAAAAAGUACAAAGACUGUUUUAAUAUUUUGUUAAAUUGUUUGUGAAGAUUCAGAGUGUUUUUGAGGAAAAAAAACUUUUGUACAAAAUCAUUAUAUGGCAGUGUUAGCUGAUGUAAUUUCAAAAUAAUUAAGCCUUCAUUAGAGAAAAUUUUCAACAGAACUAUGGUGAAAAUACGAAAUAAACUCAUUAGUGCAUAAUAUUGUUCUCUGUCAGAUUUGGGUACAAUAAAAGGCACAUGCCCAUCAAACUAUCAGGAUGAGAGAAAAAUAAGUAAAUGUGUGUGUUUUGUGAUUUAUAUUUGAAAUCUGUAUCUAGAAAAAGGUAUGAUUUUGAUAUUAAGUGUCACAAACAUUGGUUUUAGACAUUUUGAGCUGUUGAAUAUUACAUACUGUGGUUAUGCUCUCUUGCAUAUCAGCAUGAUGAACAUUCACAGUAUUUGUUAUAGUGUUCAAUAGCAUAUGUUAUUUCAUAGUGAAGUUACAACUGAAAGAAACUUGAGUUUUUUUUUUUUUUUUGUUUUUUUUUUUUUUUAUGAGCCAGUUGUCAUAGCUGAGUGAGGUAAACAAGGACCAUCUCCACUGCUGAAACCAUGUUAUUCAGAUUGUGCUCAUCCCAGGCAGUUUGACUCUCUUAGAAAGAUCUUCAUCUCAAGUUAUUUCAGUAUAUUGAUACAGAUAACAAGUAACUCCUGCAUUCACUGCCAUUGUUAGAGGAACAAACUUGCUCUUUACUGUGUACAGUAUUUCAAGAAACUUCUUUAGGAGAUUGGCAAAUGCAACGAACAAUACAGUAUUGUAUGCUCCUGAAGCAAAAUAAAUCAGUUGUGAAAUAUAUCAUAUAUAUUUCCUAUACGUGAUGGUACAGUACUAGUUUUAAGAGUUCCCCAAAAUAUGUAACUUAGUUUAUGCUCAUUAUGUAAACUUACAUCGAAAUCACAGGAAUGAAUGCAGGAAGUUCUCUUAUCUGUGUUAUUUCUUGGUUAAUUUUGAAACAGUAAACUUUCUUAGUAACUUUCCCCUCCUUUUCUGUAUAUACAUUUUCAAGUGAUCAAUAAAAUGUUUGUGGUUGCCUAUAGAUUUAUUCAUGCCAGAAUAUUUUGAAAAAAUAACCACUGUGCACUUUGGAGUGCAUUGUCAUGUUGGCAAUUUGGAGAGAGAUUUUGUACACUGUAAAUGGCAAAUGCACUGAUCAAAAUACAAUAGUUUACAAUCAGUUUUUUCUUUUAAAUAAACACCAGCUGCUUGUAAUGUAUGUCACAUUUCUUUGUUACCUGGAAUCACUCCAAAAAUUGCACUGAAAAUAGCUAUGCAAAUAUAUGUAAUCUGAUCUCUUAACUUAUAGAUCUG